Molecule: messenger RNA, 2484 nt
Organism: Penicillium canescens
Lineage: Eukaryota; Fungi; Ascomycota; Eurotiomycetes; Eurotiales; Aspergillaceae
Exons: 4
Coding region: 1-2484 (827 amino acids)
Source: RefSeq, a predicted model, not a curated record
AUGGAGUCUCCUCGAAUCUUUCCAUUCGUUCGACCGUGGAGAAACUCCACAAAACAGAAGAGCAACAAAAGGUGUAGCCUGCCUCCGCCACCCGAACUCGGGUGUAGUCUCUUCCACAAUCAUGUUCAAAAAGAUAUCGGUUUGAUGAACUUGACCCGCGGAAGCAAUAUCUCGGAAUCAUCAGAGAAUGUGAAGGACAAAGAGAACAAGGGCAUCAGACUGCAGGAGAUGUUGAUCAAGAUGGAAGAGUCCCUAGGACUGGCCUUAACUAGCGGAGCCAAAGAAAAGUCCAUCCAAUAUCCACCAUCUGCAGGACCAGUGGAGAGCGCCAGAAUGUCUCCAACAAACCGCCAUCAAGGAACGGUAUCCUCCAUCUCCAUACCUAAGCAAACAUCGCCCGAGCCAUCCACACAAACUUGGACUGUUUUUCCUCGGGAAUCACGACGAACAAUCAUUGCCGUCGACACAGCCGUCUCUUCUGAUGACGAAGAGUCGGACCUUUGGCCUUUACCUGACAACCAGCCAUCUACUGUACCACGCUUCAGCGCAGCCCUACCCCGUUUCUUUCCCGAACUAUCCUUUACCGAUUUCGUAUCUGUGUCUUCGAUAGGAGCUAGUGCUGCUGCCCAUCAGCAAAGCACGGGGCUAAUCGGGUUCUCGUCGAAUUUUGAGACAGAACUCCGCGAGCGGGUUCAAACCCUCUACAAGGAUUCGGCUAAUGCUGUCGAUAUACUAGCCACAGACGUGAACAAAGCUCUGAAACAAAAGACAGCAACUUCGGUGCCGGGCUCCGGGGAUUUAUUUGACUGCGUCUCGUCUUGCUAUAGUAGCCGGACUUCUAUCGCGAGUGUUGAGACAGAAUGCUUCACGCCAGCCACAAAAGAACCUCAUCGAUACUCCAUUCUGUCACCCGUUGCGGCUGGUGUCUUUGACGAUGCUGUUUCGGCGUGUUCUUUGCGAGCUCCGACAUUCGUCCCGCCAGGACCGACUGAAUCGACAUCUAGCAAAGGUUAUGCGUCAGGCUCUACCUAUCCAUCGUGCUCAAUGUCGCCAUCUCGACGCGCCUCGAUUUUCUCGAAGCUAUCGUUUAACGACAUCAAGAACAAGCCUCUCCCUCUCGAGCCCGGUGAAGAGCCCGGUCCGCUAGCCAUGCACCGCAAUCACUACGCCCCCCUAUCUGCAACAACGGUAGCUUCGCAAUCAUCUGGAUUUCACUCGACCUAUCAUCACCACGAGUUGAACCUCAAGACAACAAGCAUGCAGCGAAAUAAAUCUGGGAAAGCAUGUCAUAUAUGUGGAGAGUGCAGUGAUCGUGAUCCCAGUCAAUCUCUCUCGGGCGGUCGCAUUGAGCGGUCAGAAGCCAGCAAUGGCCAGCGUCUGCGCCAUAUUCUAACAUUAGCGCAAGCCGCAGUAGAACUGGAAUAUGGCCUAGCCGACCUUACAAGAGACCCACAUAUCCAGCGACGGACUCUACUAGUGCUAGAUGGACCGCUGCAGAUCAGUCGGCACAGUGGCGACCUAGUCGCGACGCGACCGGCGCCAGCGCCCCCUCGACGAAUCCACACUCCAAAAUGCACCCACUUCUUGCACGCUCAAGUCUUUCCGCGCAACCAGAAGAAGUUGUCACCUCCCCUCCUCGACAAGGAUUCCAAAACCAAACGCGAGGACCCGUCGAAGACACAUAAAACUCCCAAACCCCGAGACUUCAAAGUUAAAGGACGAGGCCGAACGGCGACCGAUAAACCGUUCACCAUGGCCAUGCGAUUCUUCAGGCGCAGGAACAACACUCGGGCGCCGAACCUGGAAGAACCCCGUCUAAGCGUUGUGCUGGGUUUACGGCCGGAGACCUCCCAGCCAAACCCACACGCACAUAUACCAGCCGAGGCCCACCUGGAUAGGCGCCCACGAGUAUCACACUCGAAUCCCAAUUUGGAUUUAAAAUCGGACUUAGAUCUAGAUGCAGGCACACCCUCCAAGGGUCACGAUUUGCGUCUGCACCUCCCACGAUCGCGGACUCAGGAUCUCGGCUUUGGAAAUGCUAUCGGACUGCUCAGCAUCAAGGAAGAUCUCCCCAUUCAAAACAACCCCAGCCCGUGCCAGGGGUCUUCCCCUCGUUCUGCAUCCUCGGCCCCACAUCGCAACAUCACCAUCCCCACCCCGCGCAGGCGACUGCCUCGCCAAGUGGCGAAGGCAAACCAAAGGCUGCGGCACACGCAGGCCUGUCUCGACUGCGCAGCCGAGUACUAUCCAGCUUCCAGCAGAGCGUAUCUACGAGCUCCCAGCAACGCCGCCCUCACCGCAAUCAUUGUUGUCAGCAUGUUCAUGGAGCGGACACACAUACCCGUCGACUUGCUCGUUAGAUUGCUGGACCGUUUGAUCAUGCCGAUCAUGGCGCAUAUCGAUUCGAUCGAUUCGCUAGACGACCUGUUCAAUUUCGUGCUUUCAAUCAGCGCUUUCACAAAAUUUUCAAGCGUUACGAUAUGA